GACCAACCAGGAAGUGAAAAGGACAAAUUUUCUAUUUUCCGAUUUUUUGUGUUUUGACUAUUUGAUAUCUGCUUUUCUCUGCCAAAUCGUUAUCAAAUCUGGGGAGUAACACGAGUAACGAAGAAGGCAUGGCACAAUCUUCACGAUUAAAGAAGGGAUUUUACCGCAUCGAGCUCCUAAAAUCCGUAUGGGAGGUGCCAAUGAGAUAUGUUGAUUUGACACCAGUUGGGACUGGGGCCUAUGGCCAAGUUUGCUCUGCGCGGGAUAAAGAUACUGGAAUUAGUGUUGCUAUCAAGAAACUAGCACGUCCCUUCCAGUCCGCUAUUCAUGCCAAACGAACAUACAGAGAGGUGAAAAUGUUGAAACACAUGGAUCACGAAAAUAUUAUUGGCUUGCUUGAUGUCUUCACACCGGCGGAAAGCCUCAAAGAUUUCAACGAUGUCUAUUUGGUCACACAUCUCAUGGGAGCGGAUUUGAACAGAAUUUUAAAGGCACAGCAAUUAAGCGAUGACCAUAUCCAGUUUCUCAUUUAUCAAGUCCUCCGUGGAUUAAAGUAUGUCCAUUCAGCUGGGAUUAUCCACAGGGACUUGAAGCCCAGUAACAUAGCUGUCAAUGAAGACUGUGAGCUUAAGAUUCUUGACUUUGGUCUUGCGCGCCAGGCUGAGUCUGAGAUGACGGGAUAUGUGGCGACACGUUACUACAGAGCUCCCGAGAUUAUGCUGAACUGGAUGCAUUACAAUCAAACAGUUGAUGUGUGGUCUGUUGGAUGUAUCAUGUCUGAGUUGAUGACAGGCCAAGUUCUCUUCCCAGGCACAGAUCACAUCGAUCAGCUUCUUAAGAUCAUGGGUCUGGUCGGCAAACCCUCUGACGACUUCAUUAAACGGAUGAAUAGUGAUGAAGCCAUACGAUAUAUCGAAUCCUUACCAAACAUGAAGAAGAAGGAUUUCCACUAUUACUUCCGGGGGGCAAAUCCACUGGCGGUCGAUCUGUUGGAGAAAAUGCUCGAAAUGGAUCCAGAUAAUCGGAUCACAGCCGCCGAGGCACUCGGCCAUCCUUACUUCAAUCAGUACCAUGACCCAACAGACGAGCCAGAAUCCGAGCAUUACGAUGAGUCAUUUGAACAAGAAGAGCGCAGUAUUCCGGAAUGGAAAGAAAUGUGCUACGAGAGGGUGAUGUCUUUCAAGCCAAAAAUAGCAUGUGUGCAGAUGGACACAUAAUUCCCCGGUGCUAGUUGGAAAGCUGCAAAAUUUGAGCAUUUAGAAAGUAAUGCUGAAAGACAAUGCUUGUAUAUAGUACUGUAAACAGUUAGGCAAGGAUCUCUGAAUGGUGAGCUGUUGCCUUAAUGAGCCUUUUCGCCCUUCAUACCUGCGGUUCCACUCGUCACUACUUUCUACUAUGCAAGGAGACUGGCAUAAUAGAAAUUAGUGACAGUAGCUCGAAGCUAUGGAAGUACAACAACUCCAAGGAUCCUUGCCCGAUUGGUGAAUAGGGAGUGUAGCCUGGAACCUCAUGCAUAAAAUGCUUAUUCGUGUUUAGGGUUUGGAUAGGGAGGGGACAGAAUUGAAGACAAGUGACCUUUCUCAAAGGUGACAGAAAGUACACAUUAUAGUGACUUAGUACCAGAAAUGAUGACUGUUUUGAAGAUGAGUGAGUGGUGACUGGGAAGUGCCUCGCCUAAUUUCUGUGUGGUGCAUUUAGACAUACCUAGAACUAAGCUUUAGUAAGCCAAAGUAUGGUGGUAUGUUAUUAGGGCCCACUGUGUGAGAGAUCACCCUUUAUAUUACAACAUUUCCUUUCCUCAUUCCCAGGGCAUUAUGAAUGAAGUGGGCAUUACUGAUUGACGAACCUCAGGCUUAACUCUAGGAGGUGUAGAAUACAGAUGAUGCAUGGGGUUCUUGGAGUAGCACCCUUGCUUGUAUAGCUGUGGAAUCUGUUGGUAGUUUCUGGUGGUUUGAAAUUUGAACCCUUUGAAGACACUGAUGGACGAGAUUUCUGGUCGGAGUCGAAAAUUCGAAUAUGUAUUGUAAUGCGUUCAGUUUAGAAUGUUUGGUAUUCUUAUCAUAAAGCACCUCUAUAUUCCCACCGCGACCUGGAUUUGUGCCAAACGACUUGGUGGCUUUUGAUGUCACGAUAUAUCAAUCCCUUCAAAAACUUUUCGAAUUGGAGAAAAAUGUCUUCCAAGAUGAAAUGUCUGCAUGAACAUUCCAUUUUGAAGGAACUACAUACGACUAGUACUAUUGAGUAGUAUUUUUCAUUGUAAACAAGUUCUGUUGAAGAUUAAAGUUGGCUCUGCCUACUGAUUGUUUACAACGGGUUCAAAUUGCAGUAUUAUCACGCUUAUAAGCACAUGUUCUUUUUAUGAACGAUUUUGCUUCUUUUGGGGUCCCUUGGUACCUUUAGUUUUUCAUGCAAAAGAGUUCACAAAAGAAGUGGACAGUAUGCAGUGCUUACCUGGCAUAGUGUCAUCACAAUAUCAUGUUACUAUACUUGUAUUUGGGAUCAGCUUGAAGAUUUUGCAUAGAUUUUAUUUACAAAGGAUGAAUAAAGUCAUGUUUUGAUGCAAGAAUGGCUUAUUUUGGUGUUGCAUCAUGGACUAGGCAUGUUCAUUUUUCUCACAUACUGAUGCAUGCAAAUAAAACCCAAUAUUAGGCACAUCUAUUUUUUCAGCACAUUUGCUUAUAAGCAAAAUCGAUAAUAUGGUAUGACCUCCACCUAGUGUACAUAUUUUUGCGAACAGGUUUACAUCUUGUUGUAAAUUGGUUAUCAACUUCGUUUUCCUCUUAACGUCGAUGAACCUUAAGAUAUGUAUAAUACUAGCAUACUGUUUUCACCUUGCAUUUUUAUACACCAAAGAAUCGUUAGGGACUAGCUAUUUGUGUGGAUGUUGACUGGAAAUGAUAAUUCAUCAUGAUUUUAUGGUUGAUUGAAUCAUGGGCAAUGUUUUGAAACCAUUUUUGUUGUGUUGUAUGAUGCUCACGAGUCAUUUUAGACUUGUCUCUGUCCUUCUCUACUUCAGGCCGAUAAAUCAAGUAACAUGCUCUCAAGAUGAUGCACUUGUAACAUUGUUACUUUGAAAUUUGUGCAUUUGACCUCGUCAAGGAAGGUUAACACCAUGAUUGUACAUGGGCUAUAGCUGUACCACCUUACCUUACUUAUGUUUAUAUCGACGCAUUUUACAAUAAAGAUGAUUAAAGGCCACCACUGUGACCAGCAUUCAGAGAGGAACAAGUAGAAAUUUAUGAUCACAGAAUACUGUUACAGUGUAUGUCUUUUGACUUCUGCAGUGACUGAGACAGUUCUAUUGUGAAGAUAUAAUAUAUUUCAGCUUAGCAGUCAAUGUUGUAAAGUGACGUUUUUGUCUUUGCAUGGUUAAAUGGCAGUGUGUUAUUGUGUAUAUGUACAAGAAAGAUGGUACUCCAUGUACCGAGACACGGAUGUAGGAUCACAGUUCUCAAAAAUUUAUCGAAAAAUCAUGUUAACAAAAAGGCAAACUCUACCGACCGCCACGAGGCUCUCCUGUCUAAGAUUUGAGCUCUUGACUCGUCAUUGUCCACGGAGUGAUAAGUUGCUUUUAUCGCGAGUUGUUUAAGAUGCAAUGAAAACUGGUACAUCUUGGAUCGAAUUGGUGUUCAUUUCACCUCAAAGGAGCUGAGACGAUGAUGUCAGGUUAUUUUGUGUUCCAAUUUUAUGGAUGAUCUGUGUAACUACUUCAAUAACAAUACCGGUACCAAUAUAUUGUCUGUUUUGUGUAAAUGUUAGAAUAUGGUUUAUGCAAAUUAUCUUUUACUACUGAAAUUCAUGUCCUGGAACUUUGUCUGAAAGUAGGACUAAUGUAGAGACACCAUUAUUUGAAACCAGUUCUGUGAGCUUUUCACAACGGCUCCCCUUCCUUGUGAAUGAUAGAUUAUGUUGUGCCAGGAGCACAGUAUACUGGAUCUUAUCACACCUUCCUUUUCAGUAUUGAGCUUAAUUGAGGUGUCUGGUCGAAGUUGUUCAAAAGAAGUUAUAUCACGAGAACUGGUAUUAACUUGAUGGUAAGUCUCAUGGACUUAAAAGUCAAUGAGAUAACGCAAGAUUAAGUUAAAGCCAGCAAACUCGUUUUGAACCAUCAGGCCCUAGAUUUAGAAGGACUAUUGGCUGGAGCUGGGGGUCUGAGUACAGCGCUCGCAAAUGUGAACCAUUUAGUUCUGCAGACCUUUGCUUCUGACAUGUGUCAUAGAACCUUAUGCAACUGCAUCCCAUGUAGAACAGCCCUCAGGAACGUUCCUCUCUCUCAUUGUUUGUAAAUGUCAGUAGACCUUUUCUAAUAAAAUAGUAGUCCACUCUUCAUGUCA
This is a messenger RNA of Lineus longissimus, 4334 nucleotides long. RefSeq names its product mitogen-activated protein kinase 14A-like. Gene Ontology annotation, cellular component: cytoplasm; nucleus. Lineage: Eukaryota; Metazoa; Nemertea; Pilidiophora; Heteronemertea; Lineidae. The coding region runs from base 129 to 1217 and encodes 362 amino acids. The record is from RefSeq and is a predicted model, not a curated record. The transcript has 11 exons. Gene Ontology annotation, molecular function: MAP kinase activity; ATP binding. Gene Ontology annotation, biological process: protein phosphorylation; intracellular signal transduction.